AUGGAAUGCCAUUUCUUAUCUAGUUUAAACCGUCUUAAUUUUAUUGAUUGCUAUUUUCGAACAGAAUAUGAAACUAUUAUUCAUGCUCUCAAUGAUAUUUGGCGUUUAACAUAUCUCACACAUUGUCACAUGGAUAUAUCUCUAUUCAAUAGGUCAUUAAUUAUUGUACCAUUCAUAAUUUCGACAACACUUCAAUCAUUGUCAAUUGAAUCUUAUUCAUAUUCCCUCAAUCAACUCACUAAUCUAUUGAAACACUCACCAUUACUUCGCUACCUAUCGAUAUUAAUCAAUGAUAAUACAUCAAAUCAACCAUCUACAUUUUCACUACAAUAUUUAACCACAUUACAAUUAUUUGAAAAUGGUUCACAGUCGACAAUGAUGAAUCUUCUGCGAAAUUCAGCCAAUUUACGUUUGUUAAUCGUAAAAACCGAUCAAAUCAAGAUGAAUGGAUAUGACUGGCAAACAAUCAUUGUUGAUCAUUUGCCUGAUUUACAAGUUUUUAAAUUAAUGAUGAUAUUUCGUUUAAACAAUAAUGAUAACAAGAAACAACAUGCGGAUAAUUUAUUGAAUUCAUUUCGAACAUCGUUUUGGCUUGAAAAACAUCAAUGGUUUGUUCGAUGUGAAUGGAAUCGAUGUGAAGAAUGUGACAAUAACAAUUUGUAUCUCUAUACACUACCCUAUGCGUUCGAAGAUUAUUUUAUUCAUGACAUGAAAUUCUGCUCAAAAUCAACUUGUAGGUAUGACGAUGAUGUGUCAUCUUAUGAUCGAGUUCAACGUUUAUCACUUGCAACAUCUCCAUUGAUUGGUGAUAUAUUGCCAUGUUUUCGUUUUUCUCAAUUACAUUAUAUCGAUUUAGAUUUUCCUUUCGAUACAAAUUUAUUUGCUAUCAUCACAAAAUUCAAUCGACUAGUUUCCAUUCGUAUCACUGACUAUAACACCAAACAUGUAUCAUUCACUUCAUCUCAAUUUCAAGAUCUACUUGAUCGAAUGCCUCACCUUACGUCCUUACAAUUCAAUGAAUAG
This is a messenger RNA of Rotaria sp. Silwood2, 1023 nucleotides long. Lineage: Eukaryota; Metazoa; Rotifera; Eurotatoria; Philodinida; Philodinidae. The record is from the annotation of a GenBank genome assembly.